ACGUGUUCGGAUUUUACGGUAGGAAGUGACACAUGUUGCGAAAUUUGUCGAAAUUCUAAAAAUAUUUUACAUUAUUUAACGUCAUAUUUAAAUCACAAUGCCGAAGAAAAAUCGCGGAAAGAAGAAAGACGAUGAUUGGAACGAUGAGGAGACAGAGAAAAAAUUGGAAGAAAAAAUGAAUAACUUGGGAACAAAUGACGAUGACGAAGAGGUCAAGGAAGAAAAGAAAUCAAAAAAGAAAGAUAAAAAGAGUAAGAUCAAGAAAUUAGCAGAAUUUUUAGCAGAGGAAGAAGAAGAACCUACCGUUGAAGAAAAUCAGCCAGAGAACACUGCUCCAAAAGGGAAGAAAAAGGGAGAGAAAAAUCAGACAAAUAAACAAGGUGUCAAAGGCAGAAGAGAUGCCUCCCCAGAUGAAGAAGAAGAUUUCGAUGAUAAUGCUGAUGAUGAGCCAGAAGAGAUGGAUAGAGAUAUGGCAGGACAGAAUGGCAUGGAGGACGAAGCUGCAGAUGAAGAAGAAAAAGUAGAGACAGUGAAACCAAAGUUGAGUAAAAAAGAAUUGAAGAAGCUGAAAAAGCAGAUGGAGUAUAACAAACAGUUGGAAAGCUUGGAUCCUAACAGUAUACAUCAGUUCUCAGUAUCCCAGGCGGAGAAGUCGGCUAAAGCCGCUGUAUUAGAAAACCAGAUGGAUAUAAAGGUGGAGAAUUUUUCAAUAUCAGCACGAGGAAAGGAUCUGUUUGUAAAUGCGAGUCUUUAUAUCACUGCAGGUCGGAGAUAUGGUUUGGUAGGACCUAAUGGGCAUGGAAAGACAACCCUAUUGAAGCAUAUAUCAGGUCGUGCCCUCAACAUUCCACCAAAUAUAGAUGUACUAUACUGUGAACAGGAGGUGGUAGCGGAUGAGACGCCUGCUUUAAGAGUUGUCCUUAAAGCUGAUACAAAGAGAGAAGCACUUUUAGAAGAGGAGAAAAAACUUGUCAAAGAAUCGGAUGCUGGCAACACUAAAAACUCUGAGAGAUUAAAUCAGGUAUAUGAGGAAUUGCGAGCUAUUGGAGCAGACGCAGCUGAACCAAAAGCAAGAAGAAUUCUUUCAGGUCUAGGAUUCACAGUCGGCAUGAUGGAACGUCCCACAAAAAGUUUGUCAGGUGGUUGGAGAAUGAGAGUAUCAUUAGCAAGAGCUCUGUUUUUGGAGCCUACAUUGUUAAUGUUAGACGAGCCUACAAAUCACUUGGAUCUAAAUGCUGUUAUCUGGCUCGAUAAUUACCUACAGACAUGGAAGAAAACUUUACUUGUUGUCUCUCACGAUCAGAGUUUUUUGGACAAUGUGUGUUCAGAUAUCAUACAUCUGGAUCAGCAGAAGCUCUUUUACUACAGAGGAAACUAUGCUACUUUUAAGAAAAUGUUGGUACAGAAGCGUAAGGAGCAGUUAAAAGCUUUUGAAAAGCAAGAAAAGCAAAUAAAGGAGGACAAAGCCUCGGGGAAAUCUAAAAAACAGGCUGAAUCUAAAGCCAAGGAAGUCCUCACAAGAAAGCAGCAGAAAAAUCGAAGUAAACAAGAGAUGUUUGUAGAGGACGAGAAAAAGACGGAACUUCUGCAGAAACCAAAAGAAUAUCAAGUGAAGUUCAGAUUUCCAAAUCCAGCCCCACUAAAUCCACCCAUUCUUGGUAUAUCAAAUUGCACAUUCAGUUAUGGUAGUGGUCAAGUGCUGUUUAAGAAUUUGGAUUUUGGUAUUGAUAUGAACUCUAGAGUUGCAAUUGUUGGUCCCAAUGGUGUGGGUAAAAGUACAUUCCUGAAGCUACUGGUAGGAGACUUGGAACCUAAAGUGGGAGAGCUGCAAAAGAAUCACAGACUGAGGAUAGGAAAAUACGAUCAGCACUCGGCAGAUCAACUGAUGCCUGAUGAAACUCCCAUUGAACAUCUGCAGAGGAAUUUCAAUAUGGAGUAUCAGCAGUGCAGAAAAACGCUCGGUAGUUUUGGUCUACCAGGACAUGCUCACACAAUAAAGAACAGGGAUCUGUCUGGAGGCCAGAAAGCUAGAGUUGCUCUGGCUGAUUUGACAUGUAGACAGCCAGAUGUUCUGAUUCUUGAUGAGCCUACAAACAACCUUGACAUUGAGUCAAUUGAUGCUCUCGCUGAAGCCAUCAACGAUUUCACAGGAGGUGUAGUGAUUGUGAGCCACGACCAGAGAUUAAUUUUAGACACAGAGUGUACUUUAUGGGUGGUUGAAGAUAAAAAUAUUAAUGAAGUGGACGGAGACUUUAAUGACUACAGAAAAGAACUUUUAGAAGAAUUAGGAGAAACGAUAGCCACGCCAGGAAAUGUUGGAGCUAACUGAGAAAUUACUUCAAAAAUUUAGAAUGCCAUUUAUGUAUUCUAAUUUGGAUUUAAGAGUCUUCAUUAGGAUGAAAUAUUCAUAAAAUCAUCUAUUAAUAAAGUAAAUAGACUAGAUAGAAUGAAGAUAUAUUUUCAUAAAAUCUGGUCAACAACAAAAAGUUAUGUAGAUUCUUCAUUUCUGCCAAGAUACAAAUUCAUAAGGAAUACAACGCCAGCAAGAAGAAACUUGUAAAUAACAAGUGUUUUAUAAAAAAUAUCAGAAAUUAUGCGGACUGUAAAUUGUGUUGAAGAUCUCAUUUAUACUAUUCAGACUAUGAAGAAGACACCUCCACGGACUUCCUAUAGGAAUCAUAGAAGCUUUGUGUGAUAAAUUAUAUUAUAUUGUGUCAGUCAAAAUUGAAAUGUUUAUAAUUUUAAUAGUUUUUGCAUGAUUUCCAGUCUUCAGAAUUUAAGUUUGUAGAGCGUAUGUCUGACAAUCCAAAGGUCAAGAGUUGUAUUUCCAGUUCUCGGCAAAAGUUUGGCAGAAGGCAACACGUCUGAAGUCAUUUGUCCGUGUCUUCUGACUCAGGUGGGGAAGUUGUCAGUUAUUUGUAAACAAUUGAACAUCAUGACUUAUCUUAAAUGCAGCUAAAAAUGGUGUUCAAAACUUCUUGUAACCUGUGAAACUGCUGUAUCUUUAUAUAGAAAAAGAACUAGAUACAACAUUUUUAAGCUGCUCAUUGAAUGAGCUCAGGAAUGUUGGAGGUGCUUUUUACAACAUAUUUGAGCUGCGCCAUAAGAAAACCAACGUAGUACAUUUGCGACUAGCAUGGAUCAAGACCAGCCUGGGCAUCCGCACAGUCUGGUCAGGAUCCAUGCUGUUUGCUUUCAAAGCCUAUUACAAUUAGAGAAACUGUUAGCGAACAGCGUGGAUCCUGACCAGACUGUGCCAAUGCUGGUCGCAAACACACUAUGUUGGUUUUCUCAUAGUGAGGCUCAUAUUUGGUCCUGUAUUUAUAUCCGCUUAUUCAUUGCAAGAAAGGAAAAACAUUGUAGCUAAAUUCAGUUUGUUAGCUGAAUCUUGAUGUGACACCUAGAAGCUGAAACAGCAGCUCUAGAUCAAUGUUAACUGGUAACAUAGUAAAACAAAAACCUUGAUGUGACAAAAUGCUAUCUGAAAUGUAUUGAAAUAAUUACGUACAGGCACAUAGAAAAACACAACUGGCUUUCUCUGUAUGUUAACUUUUAAGAAAACUUCUAAAUCAACCACGUGAUGAAUAAAACAAGGACAUUGGAAAUAAUAUAAAGAAAAAAUAAUAAAAAGCUUUUGGAUGAAAAA
This is a messenger RNA of Mercenaria mercenaria, 3646 nucleotides long. Its product is annotated as ATP-binding cassette sub-family F member 1-like. The transcript has 21 exons. The record is from RefSeq and is a predicted model, not a curated record. Lineage: Eukaryota; Metazoa; Mollusca; Bivalvia; Venerida; Veneridae. The coding region runs from base 98 to 2329 and encodes 743 amino acids. Gene Ontology annotation, molecular function: ATP hydrolysis activity; ATP binding.